AUGUAUGAUGAAUUCAUGUCCGAAUAUCUAGAACUCGGGCAUAUGGAACUUGUUCAUGAAGUCUCAUCUCAACCGACUUGCUACAUUCCCCACCAUGGCGUAUACAAGGAGUCGACAGCGAAAUUGAGAAUUGUCUUCAACGCAUCCAGGAAGUAUAAAUCAGGUACAACACUAAAUGAUUGUCAUCAUGUAGGUCCCAAACUGCAGAGUGAAUUGUCGGCGAUUAUCCUGAAAUGGCGUACUCAUCGAAUUGGAUUUAUGGCAGAUAUUGAGAAAUGCUAUAGACAAAUACUGGUGCAAAGAGACGAUGCGGAUAUGCAGAGAAUCAUAUGGAAAGAUGAAGAAGGACGACCAGCUGUCUACAGAUUGCUUACUGUCACUUAUGGUUUAAACUUCUCUCCGUAUGUCACCAUCAAAGUUCUCCAUACUCUGGCCAACGAUGAAGAGGCUAAUUUUCCUCAAGCUGCUAAGGUACUUCGUGAGUCAUUUUAUAUGGAUGACUGUCUCCACGGUGCCGACUCUGUUGAGGCAGCUCAACAAUUACAGCUGGAACUGCAGAACUUACUACAACGGGGAGGUUUCCUGCUCCGAAAAUGGAACUCAAAUUCUACCGAGUUUUUACAAGGAAUAAGCGUAUACGAUAAGUUGACUGAACAGUGUUGCGAUCUUAAUUUGGAUCGUGAAACCAAGGCGCUUGGGAUCUAUUGGUUUUGUCAAACUGAUUGCAUUGGUUACAAAGUGAACGUCACGAAACUCUCAACACCAAUCACCAAACGCCAACAGCUCUCCGAUGUGGCCAAAAUCUAUGAUCCAACUUGUCUACUGGCUCCAGUCAAAAUUACCGUUCCGUGCUUGGAACUCAAUGGUGCACUUCUUGCUUCAAAAGUUGCGUCCAAAGUUCUCGACACCUUACAGUUGCCAUCCAUCACCAUCUAUUGCUGGUCAGACUCGAAGACAACUCUGAGCUGGAUUCGAUCAAACCCAGGAAAACAUAAACAGUAUGUGGCGAACCGAAUCACCAAAAUCCAAGAGCUGACAACUAUCGACUGCUGGAGGUAUGUGCCAACUAAAAGUAAUCCAGCUGACAUAGCUUCUCGAGGCGUCUACCCUUCUCAGCUACAUAGUCUUGACUUAUGGUGGUCUGGUCCAACAUGGCUACAAAAAGAUGAAGGAGAAUGGCCUGAACAAAAAUUUGUCGUCAGUGAUGUACAGGAGGUGACAACACUUUUUGCUACUCAUAGGCCGUCGAAGUUAACAGAGGAUAAGAUGGCACUGGGUCUUCUCUACAAAUAUUCUGACAUCAACACAUUAAUUGGUGUAACAUGCUGGUGCUAUUGUUAUAUUGCCAUCAAACUAAAACAACCACAUGCUACCUCAUCCUGGUGCACAGCUUCUGAGCGACAAGCUGCCUUACAGUUUUGGAUAAGGUAUGUUCAAAGAAUACAUUUUACUAAUGAAAUUUCUUGUCUCUUACAGGGUAAACCUGUCAGCUCAAAGAGCAAGCUAAUGAAACUCAAUCCAAUGAUUGACGAUACUGGCAUCGUACGAUUGAAUGGCAGAUUAAAAAAUGCCCUAUUGACUGUGUCUGAACGGUUUCCUAUCAUUUUGCCUAAGGAAAGUAAACUUACGUCUUUGCUUAUUGAUCAAGCACAUAACGCCACUAUGCAUGGUGGCAAGCAAACGACAAUUAACUUUCUUCGAAGGCGCUAUUGGAUUAUCGACUGUCGUUCCUCAGUACAGAAGUUCAUUCGUCGAUGCUUGAUAUGCUGUCGUCAUAAGCCACAACCUACAACACAAUUUUUGGGAAUUCUUCCCACACCUCGGUGCACAGCCGCUGCUCCGUUUAAGCAUUCCGGACUAGACUAUGCCGGACCUUAUGCGAUUCGUACAACAAAAGGCCGAGGUCAUCGAAGUUACAAGGGAUGGGUCGCUCUUUUUGUCUGUCUGAGCAUUAGAGCUAUUCAUCUAGAACUCGUUAGUGACAUGACAACUGAGACAUUACUUGCAGCCUUACGACGAUUCUUUUCUCAACGAGGGUACAGCUCUAGCAUCUAUAGCGACUGUGCAACGACGUUUGUAAGUGCAAAUGCAGUUCUGAAACAAGACUUUACGGCUUAUCAAAAACAGUUGGAAGCAGGUGCACGAUCCGUGUCUUGCCAUGGUGUAUCUUGGCACUUUAUUCCACCAGGCUCCCCAAACUUUGGAGGCAUAUGGGAGGCUGGAGUCAAGAGCAUGAAACACCAUCUAAAGCGGACAAUCGGGGAAGCAACGUUAACCUUCGAGGAGUUUUACACAGUCAUCAAGCAAAUUGAAGCUGUGCUGAACUCAAGGCCGAUUUCAGCCCUUUCAGUUGAUACUGGAGAUUUUGCUGCCUUGACCCCUGGGCACUUUUUGGUGGGCGGUCCCAUCACUGCCACUCCGGAACCGGACUUAAUUGACAUCAAGACAGGUAGACUCUCACGUUGGAAACAACUCCAACAAAUGCAGCAGGAUUUCUGGAAAAGGUGGAGCUGUGAAUAUUUGCAUGAUCUACAAGUAAGAAGCAAGUGGCAAAAAUCGAAGGCCAACAUUAAAGUGGGUGAUCUGGUCCUAGUGAAAGAUGAACGGGCACCGCCGACCCAAUGGCUACUGGGCCGUGUUUUGGAAGUUCAUACUGGAGAGGAUGAUCUAGUGCGGGUUGCAACCAUCCGUACACAGUCAUCAAUAAUAAAACGAGCUAUUUCAAAGCUGGUCGUACUUCCUGUCGACAACGACUCUGCGGAUGAACACGGUGGGCGGCCAGAUGUUUCGUCGCAAUAA
Messenger RNA from Eupeodes corollae, 2799 nucleotides. RefSeq lists its product as uncharacterized. The transcript is spliced from 2 exons. Gene Ontology annotation, molecular function: nucleic acid binding. The record is from RefSeq and is a predicted model, not a curated record. Gene Ontology annotation, biological process: DNA integration. The coding region runs from base 1 to 2799 and encodes 932 amino acids. NCBI's taxonomy places the organism in Eukaryota, Metazoa, Arthropoda, Insecta, Diptera, Syrphidae.